Heterobilharzia americana is the source of this 626-nucleotide messenger RNA. NCBI's taxonomy places the organism in Eukaryota, Metazoa, Platyhelminthes, Trematoda, Strigeidida, Schistosomatidae. The record is from the annotation of a GenBank genome assembly.
AUGAGUAGUGUUAUGCCUGUUAUCAUUAUCUAUAUUUUUAUUGAAUUUAUCGACUCCCUUUCAAUAAUUAAUUACAUGAUUGUCAUUUCAUUUCCUUAUGUUAUAGAUAUGGCGGUUAAAAUGACCUCACCAUUGUACUUAAAACAAUUUUCCGUGCAAUUCACAUCUCCAUUGCGAUCUAUUUCAACAACGUUGCCAAUAAUUGGGCCUUUUGUUACUACUAGCUUUCUUUCAAAUCCAGGGAGUCACUGGUGUAUGUUCCAGACACGUCGUCUAUACCGCAGAAGUGAAGAGGUGAAAAAGUAUUUCACAGAAACUGGAGAUUACAACCCUCCUAAUCAGGAUGUCAUUGACAGGUUCAAGCGCUUGCGUUGGGGUGCAUAUAUUCAUGCACGAGCUGGGCGUGAUAAACAUCUAUAUCGACGAAGUGCAGCUGAGGUAUCUCGACGUUCUGAACACAUUCUCACAAGUCGUGCAACUUCAUUCUUAUUAGAUAAUAUGCUCAACAAGCAAUGGCAGAAACCAAAAUAUUAUCCAAAUGAUAUAUAUGAACCAUAUCAUAAGCGAACUGGAGUCCCGUGGGAUUAUGGUUUGAGGAAACCGAAAUUCUUUCCUUGACUAUCAAG